AAGCUGAAUCAGAGGAAUUGUACAAGAGGUUUAAGAGUUUUAAGAGUGAGUUUGUUAAAUUGCUUAGGGUCACUUUCUCUGCCUAUUUACCUACCUGGCACGAAUUACUAUCGAGGAUUUAAGGUAAGGCAAAACGUUUCAUAUGAUCAACUUAUAUAUAGAGAUGUACAUUUGGGGAUUCGUUCAUUUAAUUUAUUUGUGAAAACUAUGUUUGUUAUAAGAUUGUUGUCCAUUUAUGCAACUAAUGUAUUUUGUAUUCUUGAGUGUUUGUUAUUAGAUUGUAUUUAUGCAACGCAAUGGACGCGAAAAGAGCAUGAAACAAUGCAUAAAUUAUUGAUCAAACAAUCACGUUAUUGUACUCGGGACGAACAUAUUUCGAUCCGGCAAGGGAAAAAUUCAGAGCAGCCACUGGAUUGGGACGAUUACAAGUCGAUGAGGUUUACGCGUGCUGUUGUCUUUGAGACAAUGAGGUUGGCCAAUGUGGUCAAUGUGGUACUGAGGAUGAUAACAAGAGAGAUGAAAUUGAAUGGAUUUCUUGUUCCAAAAGGCUGGAGAAUAUAUGUCUACACAAGAGAGGUCAAUUAUGACCCAAUUCUCUAUCAAGAGCCCCUUAAAUUCAAUCCCUGGAGAUUGGCUGGAGGAACUAGGCUUUGCCCUGGGAAAGAACUGUCGGGAUCAAUCAGCAGGCUAAUGCAAUCAGAGGUUGGUGGGAGUGAAGUAGGUUUCGCGAGAAUACACCCAACUUGGAAUUGUCACAAUAUCAGUUUUUCUUCACUAUUUUGUAACUACAUGCAG
This is a messenger RNA of Striga asiatica, 795 nucleotides long. The record is from the annotation of a GenBank genome assembly. Lineage: Eukaryota; Viridiplantae; Streptophyta; Magnoliopsida; Lamiales; Orobanchaceae.